Aphanomyces astaci is the source of this 909-nucleotide messenger RNA. RefSeq lists its product as hypothetical. Bases 1 to 909 code for a protein of 302 amino acids. The record is from RefSeq and is a predicted model, not a curated record. Lineage: Eukaryota; Oomycota; Saprolegniomycetes; Saprolegniales; Verrucalvaceae. The transcript has a single exon.
AUGGAAACUGAAGCGUUCAGCAUGUUCCUCAUGAACACCACCAGUCUUGGAGACGAUGAUGUCGGACCCUUUCAUGGGCAUGCCUUGACCUCCUUUGACGAUCUACUUUUACCAGUGGGCUUCGACGUUCCCACCUCGAUUUUGGAUUUCCUGGGUGAAGAUCCCAUCCCGCUGCUCAACUUGUCACAUGUACUCCUCGCUAGCUCUCGUCCAGCGCGCGCUCGCAAACUGUGUGCUGAGCAAGGAUGCGUCAAGUUUGCUCGCUGUCAUGGGAAGUGUACACAGCAUGGCGGCCGACGGUACUGCGAGACCCCUGAAUGCCACCGAGUGGCUCAGUUUGCCGGUAAAUGCACAACCCACGGCGGGAUCAAGCCCUGCGACGUCCCUGGCUGCCUCAAGUCCAUGCAGUCCAGGGGAAAGUGCAAGACCCAUGGCGGCGGAGUUCGAUGCCAAGCGCGUGACUGCACCAAAGGCUCCAUUUCGAACGGCUUCUGUCGCGGACAUGGAGGGGGAUUGCGAUGUGUCGUGACGGGGUGCACCAAGUGGGCCCAGCGCGAACGGAUGUGCGUGCGCCACCACCACGACUGCAGCGCCGCUGACAACACGACGGCCGGCGGUACUGCAACACCCCUGAAUGCCACCGAGUGGCUCAGUUUUCUGGCAACUGCACAGCCCACGGAAGAACCUAGCCCUGUGACAUCCCUAGCUGCCUCAAGUCCGUGCAGGUCAGGGGAAAGUGCAAGACCCGUGGCGGUGGCGGAGUUCGUUGCCAAGCGCCUGCCAUUACGAAAGCGACGAUUUCGAUCGGCUUUUGCCGACGACAUGGACGGGAUCGCGAUGUGCCCUGACGAGGUGCACCAAGUGGGUCCAGCGCGAAAAAUUGCGCGUGAGCCACCACCACGACUGUAG